GGCUUGGAAUCGAGGCUAUCAUGCAGCCGGCUGUGACAAAAAUCAAUCACCUAGAUAUUAUAUAUAUAGGAUCAGACACUGAGUUUAAUAUGCUAGCUCGUUUUUUGAGGUCCAUCCCCUCUAGAUCUAGGUGCUGGAGAGCUAGCUCCAGUGAUAGUGUCAAGCAGGAUCAACUAGGAAUAAAAGGUAUCCAUGAUUGUGAUACUGAUCAUGGUAUAAGGGGUGAAAGUGAUGGCAAUCCUGUGGAACCUGAUAAACUAGGGAGCAACAUUUUGAUGGAUAGUUUUGGUCGAAAACACAACUAUCUCAGAAUAUCUCUGACGGAAAGAUGCAACCUCAGAUGUGAGUACUGUAUGCCUGAGGAGGGGGUGGAACUGUCUCCCUCCAGCGAUCUGCUAUCAACCAAGGAAAUUGAAGUAUUGGCUCGUAUGUUUGUGUCACAGGGAGUGAACAAAAUCAGACUCACGGGAGGGGAGCCUCUGGUCAGGAAGGAUGUAGUGGAGAUUGUCCGAAUGCUCAACUCCAUCCCUGGUUUAGACUGGAUUGGCAUGACAACUAACGGGCUCACCCUCUCCCACAAGGUUCGACAACUGAAGGAGGCUGGGCUCGGAGGACUCAAUGUCAGUCUGGACACACUUGUUCCUCAAAAGUUUGAGUUCAUCUCUCGAAGAAGGGGGUGGGAGAAGGUUAUGAGGGGAAUUGACGAUGCACUGAAGCUGGGGUUUUCCUCUCUCAAGGUGAACUGUGUGGUCAUGAAAGGACUGAAUGAUGACGAGAUUUGUGAUUUUGUGGCUUUCACUGAAACCAAGCCAGUAGACGUGAGAUUCAUAGAGUACAUGCCUUUCGACGGUAAUCGUUGGAACCUGGCUAAGUUUGUGCCGUACCGUUCCAUGCUGACCAGAGUGCUUGCUCAGUGGCCGAACCUGGAAAGACUAGAAGACAAAAAGAAUGACACAUCAAAGGCAUACAAAGUACCUGCGUUUGCGGGACAGAUAGGUUUCAUCACCUCAAUGAGUCAGCAAUUUUGUGGCACUUGUAAUCGGAUCAGAUUGACCGCUGAUGGAAACCUAAAGGUAUGCUUGUUUGGUCCAGUGGAGGUGUCCCUGAGAGAUGCACUGAGGGGUGGGGCUACUCAGGAGGAGCUGCUGGACAUUGUGGGCAUGGCAGUCGGUAACAAGAAGAAACAUCAUGCAGGAAUGCUGAAUCUGCAAAAGAUGAAAAACAGGCCAAUGAUACUCAUCGGUGUGUUUGCUGUAACUGUAAGUAGAAUGUCAAAUCAAGUUUCAAAUUAUUUAUUUUCUGCAAAUUUCUGCACAAGCACCAGUAAUUAUGAUAAAUUACCUCGAAAGACUACACACACCACCAAAAGCACAAGUAACCGUGACAAUGAAAACAAUGAUACCACAAUCCAUAGAUUGACACACGUCGAUCACCAUGGCAAUGCCACGAUGGUCAACGUCGGCUCGAAAUUUGUUACCCAUCGAAAGGCUGUGGCCAGUGGAAAGAUCACUUUGUCUUCAGAAGCAUUCAAGCUAGUCCUUGACAACCAAUUGAGCAAGAAAGGCUCGGUGUUAAAUGUUGCUCAAAUUGCAGGAUUAAUGGCUGCCAAGCAGACUGCCAAUCUCAUCCCCUUAUGCCACAACAUUCCACUGAGCAACGUCUCGUUAAAAUUUGAACCUUGUGAUUCGGACUGUACUGUGACGAUAUACUCGAGCGUAGAGUGUGUGGGUGUGACUGGAGUGGAGAUGGAGGCUCUCACAGCUGUUUCUGUGGCAUUGCUAACGAUAUACGAUAUGACUAAGGCUGUAGCGAAAGAUCAUGUGAUCUCCGACAUUCAAUUGGAGGAGAAAGAAGGAGGAGCUUCAGGAAAAUUUAGACGUACAUGACUAACUUUUUGCUGACAAAAUAUCAUUGUUUUACACAAAUCAUGUAUAAGCACAUAAACAACAAAACUGCAUGAAAAGAUUAGCUACUAACGUGCAUCUAUAUAAACUUACUAUAUACACUAUUGAACCACUUAUAUACUCACAAUAAAAAAUGUAAAAAAAGUUUGCCCCUAGAUAGGUUAUAAUUUUAUUACAUUUAUCCACAGAAGCAGAAAUGAAUAUUAGAGAGUGCCAAUGAAUAUGCAAUCUUUUGGAGAAACAAAUUUUUAGUUGUCAUAAUGACAUAAUACUUGUCACCUAUACAUUGUAAAUGCAUUGAGCCCACUAUAAUGCUCAGUUUUGCUUGUGGAUGAACGUAACAGUAAAACAGGUCCUAGGGGCGAGGCCUUUUUUAGUAAAUAGCUAAACCACUCAGGUCCACCUGAGCUUUUAUGUAGAUAGUGUUUCCUUUCGUAAAGUUCUCAUCUUGAAGAACUGAUUGCUUUGCAAAUUUGGGAAAUCCACUAGCGAUGUUCAUUUCGUUCUCCGGCUGUUGAAACGAAGGUGAAUUGAGGUCAGGUGCAAAUGCUUCAGUGAUGCUAGCACUCGGGUUGUUUUGGUUGAUGAGUGUGAACCUCACAGAUUGCUUGAAGGGCCACUGUAGAAGGUUGUCAUGCUCAGACUUCAUGAGAACAAAGAACACUGAGAUGUGAGUACCUUUUCCAAUGCCAUCUCCAUUCAAGUACACUCGAGUGCAAAUACGAUACCCCUGUGGACUCGUGAAGUAAGGCGGGCUGUAAAUGCUCACUGUACGACGAUCAAUUGCCUCUCGGUACCUCCUCCUGAUGUCUGGAAUCUUCCAAACAAAGCUGCCAUUCGUAGUACGUACAUCAAGGAUGUCCUGCCUUAGCCUUAGUUCAUCAACAACAAUAGUCUGCUGGGUCACACUCUCUUGAAGAAUCUGCACAUUCUGGCUAAGUUGCCUAAUCUGGAUUGUGUUGGUCUCACUGCUUUCUACAACAUUGGCUAGUUGCCUGGAUGAGACACUAGAUCCACCAUCAACCAUUACACGCUGACCAAAUGACCUUACACUGGGAGAUCCCUUGGACUUGAUCUUCUUGGAGUCAACUCUACCGUCGGUCUCUACGCUAUCUAGGAGCUCAUGGCCAUGGCGAACAGUCAUUUCCAAGUUUCUGAGCCUGUCAUCUAGUUUCGUGAUCAUAUCGUCUUUCUCUGCAAUAAGCUUAUCUUUAGCUUUCAUCUCCUCGUCCUUUUUCUUUAUGACCUCCAACAACUCACUUCUAUCGGCACCCAGAGUAUCCACUUUCUCCCAAAGGACAGCCAUUUUCUCGAACAUCAUCAGUGUGUGCUGUUGUACAUGCUGACCCAUGGAAACUUUCUUUCCCUACAAUAGUGUACAAUACCAUUUGCAGUCAGUGCAUGCACCAUUAUAUGGAUACUUUCUCUCCUUACAAUAGUGUACAAUACCAGUUGCAGUCAGUGCAUGCACAAUCCUUGAGCAAUAAUUAAUGCACUACUUGUGUAUUGUGAAUUGUGUGAUAAUGAUUUUGCACGUUGUACAAUACAGUGACAAACGCAUUAUUCAGUUUGUCAGAUAUGAAUACUGUGCGACGACUAGGUGUACGUUAUAGCGAACAAUAGAAAGCAAACACAGAACAUAAGCGACAUCUGAAGCUGUUAGUACCUUGAAUCUACAGCCAGUUAUCUGUUGAACUGGACAGUCCAUUUCAUACUCAGUACAAUCAUCUUCAACAUGCUGUUGAAACUGUGUAGAAAACAAACAUAAAACCAAUGGCAAUGUGAGAAUGUAUAUUAUUGUAUUAAAAACCAUGAACACAGAAGUAGUCAUUUCACAAUAGGCGAGUAUAAAAUAAUACAUGCACUUUUGACUUACAUCACCCCGUCUUGGUAGGUUUGUAUAACAAUAGUCACACACAACAGGAUACUCUUGACAAACACUCUUCUGAUGUUCUUCUACUUCAUCUUUUGUAACCAUUGAAGUACAAUACGAGCAAGCAAUAGUUUUCUUCUGGCACUCUCCAGAAUGCUGAUCCUUUAGGGACCUUGGAAAUGCUUUACCACAGCCUAGUUCACACGGUGUUGUUGCAUUCCGACAUUGAAGCCUCAUGUGAUCCUGUAUAAUCAAUCAAUAGCAACCACUAAAAAGGAAAUUCAUGCCAAGCCAGGUGCAUAAUUUGGGGAGAUCCCUGGGACUACCCCCAAUAAUUCUUAUCCCCAGGUGCUACACCUAAAGUUGCAUGAAUCUAGUUGCCACACACACCUACAUGUAUGUCUAUAAAAAUGCUUUAUGUCACAACAUAAUUAUGUCAGAACACUGCAAGGACAGACUCAGCCAAAACACACCUCUGCUUCCACUAACAGACCCUUCCAGCCACACAUCAGAGGGCAGUCAACUUGCAGACGAUUGAUUUCUUUUAUACACCCUUUGUCUUUUCGAACCUAUGAAAUGAUUAUGAAUCAAACAGAAACAGUAAGAGAAUUUGCUGCUCAUACAGACAUCAUGUCACUAUCACUUACAUGCUUCUUGGCAAAAGCUGUUGAAUCCACUGGACACUGCAGUGCACUACGGAAAUACAAAGUUAUAAUUAUGAUUGCUGUAGUGGUGAGAAAAUAGCAUAAUUUAUACCUAUACACGUACACAUACCUGUCAUUAGCUAGCAUUGAGUCAAUGCACACAGCACAGAAUCUACAGCCACAAGUGAUGAGCUGCACUGGCUCGCGAAGAAUCUUCAUGCACUUGGGGCACUCGAGGGUAGCAAUGUCUGAUCUCCUCAUCUCGCCUCCGGACGGAUGGUAAACAGUAGUAUUUGAAACAUCGAAUCCUUCACUUGAGUGUAUCGAUACUUCUCCUGGCUCUGGCUCAUGAUCACUUGAAACGAAUUCUUGAUUUGUGGCCAUUUAAAAACUUUGAAACUUUACUGUGUAUACUGCAGAGUCUUACGUCUGGCAUUUAGGGGUUGAAGGGGUGUCAGAGAGUAGAACAGGAGAACCCUGAUUCAGUAACUUUACUGUGUAGAUCUAUACUGAAGAGU
Halichondria panicea is the source of this 4939-nucleotide messenger RNA. RefSeq names its product molybdenum cofactor biosynthesis protein 1-like. The record is from RefSeq and is a predicted model, not a curated record. Bases 21 to 1886 code for a protein of 621 amino acids. Gene Ontology annotation, molecular function: cyclic pyranopterin monophosphate synthase activity; metal ion binding; GTP 3',8'-cyclase activity. The transcript has 10 exons. Lineage: Eukaryota; Metazoa; Porifera; Demospongiae; Suberitida; Halichondriidae. Gene Ontology annotation, biological process: Mo-molybdopterin cofactor biosynthetic process.